AUGACUCAGACCACCGCGGACGAAGCUCAGCAGGAUUCGCAAAAUGUGUCACUAGAAGUUGACAAUGCCUCUGUUGCUUCUGUCUCUGGGCAACAAGGCAUUUCCCCCGCUGCCAAUCCUCACCAAGAAGAGCCUGUGGAAAAACCGGUGCAAGAUCAUAAUAUCGUAUUGCCUGAAAUUCAACACUCCAGGGACGUCUCUGUAGUUUCAGUUGGGCAAACUAAUCUGAAAUCGACUGUAAGUCUGGUAAAGAGCACAUUCGAAUCUAUUCUUCGAGAGAAAGAUUUGAAGAAACACACGAACACUCAAAAAGUCCUGGAGAGAAGUGUGAAGAAGCUACAAGAAUCUAUGGACACCACGAAUAACGACCCCAAAUUUUUGGACUCUAUCUUAGUUUUCGAAGCUUUGCGGUGCAGUUGCCGGACCCGGUCGACACCGAUUGUAAUCAAGGCCUUGGAUUGUCUAGCUAAACUUUUCUCCUUCCAGGCAUUAGAUGACUCUAUUACCGUGAACCCUCCUGACUCAAUGGCAUCUAACGAUCAGCAAAACGGGGCUGCAGCGGGAAUUACUCCGCCUCCUAAGCAGCGGCUUAUAGACGCUGCUAUCGAUACUAUCACGGAUUGUUUUGAGGGUGAAGGCACAGACGAACGUAUUGAAUUGCAAGUUUUACGUGCGCUAGCAAGCUGUAUUUUGAACGAAGAGUCUGGAACUAUGUGUCAUGGAGGAUCACUUCUGAAAGCUAUUCGCCAGAUUUACAAUAUUUUCAUCUUUUCUCUAAGCUCUUCUAAUCAAGGAAUUGCACAAGCAACUUUAACUCAAAUCGUUAAUUCUGUGUUUGAUAAGGUCAGCAUUGGACUCGUAAGUCUAAAUUCAAGAUCUUUAUCGAAGGCGAAUCUACGAGCCUCCAUAUCAGAUGGGACUGAUGUUUCCACCGCUACAUCCGAGAUAAAGCCUUUAACUUUACAAAAUUUGGACAAUUUGAAUGACGAAGAAGAACGUAUAGUGGAUGAACAGCAGCAAGAAGAGAUUUCAGACGAGCACGCACUCAUUGUAAAAGAUGCGUUUUUGGUGUUCAGAGCGAUGGCAAAAAUUUCUGCAAAACCUCUAGAAAAUGAUUUGGACAUGAGGUCACACGCAGUCAGGUCAAAGCUUCUAUCUCUGCAUAUCAUUCACUCCAUAAUAAAGGACCAUAUCGAUAUUUUUCUAUCUCACGAUAUCCUUCUUCCUGGUAAGGAGCACACCUCUUUGGUAGAUGCUGUUCGUCAAUAUCUAUGCCUUUCAUUGUCUCGUAAUGCUGCGUCGCCCAUUUCUCCUGUUUUUGAAAUCACUUUAGAGAUCAUGUGGCUUCUCAUUUCUAAUUUGAGAUCCGAGUUUAAGAGAGAAGUUCCAGUCUUUUUGACUGAAAUUUACUUUCCAAUAUCUGACUUGAAAACAUCUACGCCGCACCAAAAGAGAUACUUCUUAAGUGUUAUCCAGAGAGUAUGUAACGAUCCGAGAACCUUGAUUGAGUUUUACUUAAACUACGAUUGCGACAGUCGUAUGCCUAACGUCGUUGAGAUUAUUGUCAACUAUUUGACUAAAAUGGCAUUGACAAGAGUCGAGAUCACUCCAUCACAAAGAGCCUACUAUGAUGAACAGCGCACAAAACCUCUCGCAACAUACAACUUAUCCCAGUUGCCUUUGCUGUCUAUCUCGAAUCUCUCGUCCUCAAGUGCUGUUGAUAAUACAACUUUGCCAUUCCCCGUCGAGUUUGCUCUCAAGAUGACAUCUCUCAACUGUAUGGUUGCAGUCCUAAGAUCUUUAAGCUCUUGGGCUCAUAAAGCGCUGAAUCCAGCGGCCCCGCUGACAUCGCGUACAAGAAGCGCGUCAGCUACUACUCUCGCUGCCGGGCAUGGUAGAAUGCCAUCUUCCACACGCAGUUCAUUCGUCGAGAUGAGCGACGCUGUCAACGGUCAAGUUAAUGGCGACCAAGAUAGUCGUGCACAAUCUGAAAGCACAGAUGAACUAGACGACCCAGCACAAUUUGAAAAUUUAAAACUUCGCAAAACAGCAUUAAUGGACUGUAUCAAAUUAUUCAACUUCAAACCGAAAAAGGGUAUCAAAAAGCUAAUAGAAGGAAAAUUCAUCACCGAUGAUUCUCCCAAGUCUAUUGCAAGAUGGCUUCUGGACACCGAUGGCUUAGAUUUGGCAGCAGUAGGUGACUUUUUAGGUGAAGGCGAUGAAAGUCAUAUUGCCAUCAUGCAUGCGUUUGUGGACGAAUUUGACUUUUCCCAUUUGUCGCUUGUAGAUGCUUUGAGGGUGUUUUUACAAAAGUUUAGGUUGCCCGGUGAAGGUCAAAAGAUAGAUCGUUUUAUGCUAAAAUUCGCCGAAAGAUUUGUUGAUCAGAAUCCGGGACUGUUUGCAAAAGCCGAUACAGCAUACGUGCUAUCAUAUUCGAUCAUUAUGUUGAACACCGAUCUGCAUUCUUCUCACAUCAAAAAUAAAAUGACUUUACAAGAGUUCAUAGAAAACAACGCAGGGAUAGAUAACGGAAACGAUUUGCCAAAGGAGUAUAUGGUUAAACUGUUUGACGAAAUUGCUGACAAUGAAAUCAAGUUACAAUCAGAACAGCACCAAGCGAUGCUCUCGGGCGAUAUCAAUCCUACACAACAGCAGCAAUCUGCUUUCAAUUUCUUCAACAGUCGUGAUCUCAACAGAGAAGCUUAUAUGCAGGUUUCCAAAGAGAUUUCGUCGAAGACGGAAUUGGUUUUCAAAAAUUUGACGAAAUCUAAAGGUAAGGAUAACGAAGUUUUUUACGCUGCUUCCCAUAUUGAACAUGUGAAAUCCAUCUUCGACACUCUCUGGAUGUCAUUCCUUGCAGCGUUGACCCCUCCUUUCAAAGAAUACGAUGAUAUCGAGACUUCCAGCAUGUGUCUUGAGGGUAUUAAAAUCUCCAUCAAAAUCUCCUCGACUUUCGGGAUAGACUAUGCUAGACGAUCCUUCAUCGGUGCUCUAGUUCAAUUUGCAAAUCUUCAAAACGUUCAAGAAAUCAAAGUCAAGAAUGUCAAUGCUAUUAUUGUUCUACUGGAGGUUGCAUUGACGGAAGGUGACUUUUUAAGAGAAUCAUGGACAGAUGUCCUCGUAACUGUUUCUCAGGUGGAAAGGCUACAAUUGAUUUCUAAGGGUAUUGACGGCCAAACUCUGCCUGAUGUAUCUCAGGCAAGGUUGGCGAAUCACAGGAGCUCUUUUGAUUCAACAAGAUCGGCUUCGAUGGGGUUUUUUGAGAGAUGGACUAAAAGAUCGACACCAAUGGAGUUGGCACAAGAAAAACAUCAUAAUCAAAUUCUUUCACCCGAGAUUUCAAAGUUUAUCUCUUCAAGUCAGCUUGUGGUUCUCAUUGAUCGUAUAUUCACAAACAGUUCGAAUUUGACUGGUAACGCAAUCGUGGAUUUCAUUAAAUCCUUAACUGAGGUGUCUUUCGAAGAAAUAGAGUCCUCCCAGAAUGCAGCUAGUCCACGAAUGUUCUCAUUGCAGAAAAUGGUGGAUGUUUGCUACUACAAUAUGGACCGUAUUAGACUCGAAUGGUCUCCAAUUUGGGCUAUUAUGGGCGAAGCUUUCAACAAAAUCGGUACAAACUCAAAUCUUGCCGUUGUAUUCUUUGCCAUUGAUUCGCUACGCCAACUUUCUAUGAGAUUUUUGGACAUAGAAGAGUUAUCUGGAUUCGAAUUUCAGCACGAUUUCUUAAAGCCAUUCGCUUAUAUUAUAGAAAAUACCUCUGAUACAGAGGUACAAGAAAUGUGUCUCGAAUGCGCUCGAAACUUCAUUUUGACAAAAUCAAGCAAAAUCAAGUCCGGAUGGAAACCUAUUUUGGAAUCCUUGCAAUUUGCAGCCAAAUCCCCGGUUGAGACCAUUGUCUUAAAAACAUAUCAAUUAGCUACCAAUGACAUUGUUAAGAAUCAUUUCGAAAGCGUGUUUGCCCAGGAUAACUCGUUCUUGGAUUUGGUCGCUGUUUUCAAAGAAAUCACCAAGAACAAGAAAUUCCAGAAACUUUCUCUUCACUCCUUGGAAGUGCUAAAAAAAAUCACCCAAAAAGUAGCAGACAUCUGUUUCAUGGAUAAGAACGAAGCUUUAUUACACGGGAAGGAUCUGUUCCACGACGUUUGGUUCCCUGUUUUGUUCUGUUUCAACGACACCAUUAUGACAGCAGAAGAUUUGGAGGUGCGGUCACGUGCCCUGAACUACAUGUUCGAUGCGUUGGUAGAGUACGGCGGAGAAUUCGACGACAAAUUUUGGACUCAGAUCUGUACUAAGUUACUGUUCCCCAUCUUCGGUGUUUUGUCAAAGCACUGGGAAGUGAACCAGUUCAACAGCCAUGAUGACUUGUCCGUGUGGCUGUCGACCACGCUGAUCCAAGCCCUGCGGAACAUGAUUGCGCUGUUCACGCAUUACUUCGACUGCUUGAAUAAGAUGCUGGACGGGUUUUUGGGUCUUUUAGUGUCAUGCAUAUGCCAGGAGAACGACACGAUAGCGCGGAUUGGGAGAUCGUGCUUGCAACACUUGAUUUUGCAGAACAUGAGCAAGUUCCAGGAAAUCCACUGGAUUCAAAUCACCGACGCCUUCGGGAAGCUGUUCGAGUUGACCACGGCAACAGAGCUGUUUGAAUACGACCCUCUGCACCAGGGCAGACGGACCUCCGAGACGAUGGAUUCGAGCGCAAACUCACAGUCCGUGGACGAGGAAGUCGAAAGAGCACACAAAGAAGAAGGCGGCGAGGAUGUGGGCAACGCAAGCACCGAGGCAGACAAGCCGGUCAAGCGACUAGUGAAGACCAAGAGCAGCGAAGACCUCCGCGUGAGGAUCUCUGUCAAGAACGCGAUUGUCGUCAAGUGCGUGCUGCAAUUGCUGAUGAUCGAGUCGCUCAGCGAGUUGUUCGAGAAUGAGGAUUUCUCCAACUAUAUUCCAUAUAAGCAGGCCAUCAGCCUGACAAAUUUACUUGAGAAGUCGUACGAGUUCGCGCGCGACUUUAACGAAGAUUUCGGCCUGCGCUCCCGACUCGUGGAUGCCCGCGUCGUCGACAAGAUCCCUAACUUGCUCAAGCAGGAGACGAGCGCGUCGGCCGUGCUGAUCAACGUUAUGUUCAAGCUAUUCCUGAACAGCGAUUUCGACUCCGACGCCGACAAGAAGCAACUACUCGAUCGCCUGAUUUCCAUCUGCGUCCGCAUCGUCCAGAGAUACGUGUCGCUCGACGACCGCACCAUGGAGCGCAACAUCACGUCGUGGCGGCCUGUCGUGGUUGCUAUUCUACAGGGCUACUACGAAUUCGACGACGACGAUUUCAAGAACCAUUGUCCCCUCAUGUACGAUCUCGUCAUGCAGAUCUUGGACAAGAGCGUGCCAGCCGACCUGAGAUACGCCAUAAAGGUGUACUUGGUGAGAGUUGGAGAGCUAUAUUUGUAG
Molecule: messenger RNA, 5436 nt
Organism: Lachancea fermentati
Lineage: Eukaryota; Fungi; Ascomycota; Saccharomycetes; Saccharomycetales; Saccharomycetaceae
Source: the annotation of a GenBank genome assembly